Raphanus sativus (radish) is the source of this 2145-nucleotide messenger RNA. Its product is annotated as E3 ubiquitin-protein ligase At1g12760. The record is from RefSeq and is a predicted model, not a curated record. Lineage: Eukaryota; Viridiplantae; Streptophyta; Magnoliopsida; Brassicales; Brassicaceae. The transcript is spliced from 5 exons. Gene Ontology annotation, molecular function: zinc ion binding. The coding region runs from base 422 to 1765 and encodes 447 amino acids.
GCCAAAGAAGGCCAUCACUAUCCCCUCUGAAUCAUCCUCCUCCUCCUGUAAUAUUUUACAUUUUUUUUCUCUUUUGUUUUCCUUUUGUUUUUGUGUGAUUGCUGCUGUUUGGCUCCCAAAAUUUUAAUAUCCAGAAAAUAUCUAUAUAUUUUUUUAAUAUCCACACCCCCUUGUUGAUCGGUGAGCACAAAAUAAUAAUAAAAAAAUCGCAAAGGGGAAUUGAAGAAGAACACUACUACGAUCAACAACGACAAGAACAAGGAAAGGAUUUCGAUAGCUGAAAAAGUUGACUCUUCUUCCUAAAUUGGAUUCUGGGUCUUCUCUUCUUGAGGGGAAGAAGCAAAAAAAAAAAAGGAAAAAAGUCAGCCAUUGAAGGCGGAGGAACAUCGAAUUUAAACUUCUCCAUGGACAAAAACCCUAGAUGGGUGUUUCUCUUCUGAACCAACAACAUCGUAAAGCUCAGACCUUUUCUUCUACAUUCAUGGAACGAUCAUCAUCAUCAUCAUCAGAUCCUCAAACCCCAAACCACCACCACAUCAUUGACAUCCCAUCCUCCUCUUCUCACGAUAGAAUCUCAAACGUUUUGGAGCCUCUACAACACGAUCAUGAUGAUGACGUUGAGAGACCUUCCUCCACUACUCCUGUUCCUCAGCCAGCUACAGUUUCCUCUUCCUCCUCUUCUAUGAGGUCUAAUCCUACUAGAAGCAACCGCAGGAGGAGAAGUCCUUUGAACUCUGGUCUUUGGAUUUCCAUUGAGCUGUUCCUCACUCUUGGCCAGAUCGUUGCGGCUAUCGUUGUGUUGUGUUUGUCUAAACACGAGCAUCCACGCGCUCCCUUGUUUGCUUGGAUCGUGGGUUAUGCCUGUGGGUGCGUUGCGACGCUCCCGCUUUUGUACUGGAGGUAUUAUCAUUCCAAUCAGGCUUCUGAACAGGAGUCUGGUCAGCAUCGUCCUAAUCUUAACGUCGCAGCUGGACCGUUUGCGUUCUCGAUAUCCAGGACUGCUGAAGGAGAUGGUCGACAGAGUAGCAACACGCCUUCUCGUAGUAGAUAUCAUGGCUUCAUAAGUGCUGCUAGGCUUAAAGUUAUUGUGGAAUACUUCAAAAUGGCACUGGAUUGCUUCUUCGCGGUGUGGUUUGUGGUAGGUAAUGUAUGGAUAUUCGGAGGGCAUUCAUCUGCAGCCGAGGCACCUAACUUGUACAGGUUAUGUUUAGUGUUUCUUACCUUUAGCUGUAUUGGCUACGCAAUGCCCUUCAUCCUCUGCACAACAAUAUGUUGCUGCUUGCCGUGCAUUAUCUCAAUUCUCGGAUACAGAGAAGAUUUAACUCAACCCCGAGGCGCCACACCUGAAUCUAUAAAUGCAUUGCCGACUCAUAAGUUUAAGUUGAAGAAAAGCAGAAGUAGUGGCGGCGAUGACAAUGGUUCAAGUACUGGCGAAGGUGGAGUUGUGGCGGCUGGAACAGAUAACGAACGUGCGAUUUCGGGAGAGGACGCUGUUUGUUGCAUUUGCUUGGCGAGAUAUGCAAAUAACGAAGAGCUGAGAGAGCUUCCUUGUUCACAUUUCUUCCACAAAGAGUGCGUUGACAAAUGGCUCAAGAUCAAUGCGAGUUGUCCUCUGUGCAAGAGUGAAGUUGGGGAGAAGAAUUCUGAUUUGACAAGCCAGGGGGUCUUGAACUCGCUCUCUUCUGGGGAAAACGAUAACAAUCAGCAACAGCAGCAGCGGAAUGAACAUAGAGUUGAUAGCGGUUCGGCCAACAGUGUUAUCUAGGUGUCUGACAUUUGCUCGAUGUUGGAGAUAACGAAAGAGGAAAGGCGUUGUUCCUACAGAAAAUUUGGAUUCGUCCGAGUCUCAUUGUCAGGAAGAAAAGGGUGAGGAAGCUCGUGCGGUGUAAAUGCCUUUUUGCUUUUAUAAACUGAAACCUCUGAAAGCGUAGGAGAGUUUCGAGAAUCAGUGAUUGAGUUUGAGUGUGUUCCAAAUACUUUUUUUUUGUUCUUACUUUUAUCUGAAUUUAUCAACGAACAAAACCUUCAUUAGAGCCAGGGCUCUUUCAGUUCCUUUGCCUGUGAAGGGACUCUCGGCUCAAAAUCAAGAUUUAGUGUAAAGAAACCUUAUACUGGACCAUGAAAAUUACGAGUUGUUAUGUUCUA